UUUUUUUUUAGACUCGAUAGUUGAUUUCUUCGUCAAGAAGUAGUUGGUACCCGAUACCCGAAGUAUUCAUGUACCAGUUGCUAAGUUUUCUGUUAUCGAUUGUUAGUUCCAUUUAUUGAUAUUUUCUUCUAGUGGUUUGUGCGUAUUAUAGCUGUAUGUUGUUUUUCUUAAUGAAUUUGCACAAUUCAUUAAAGUGUUCGCUGGAGAAGGUUUUGAGAAUCGCAGGACAUACAAAGAUUUGAUGAUUGUCGGUGUUUGGCAUAUUGCAGAUUUCGCAUAUGUUGGAAUUUUCAGCUUUUAUUAAAAACAGGAGUGAGGUUGGUGCCGGCAAACCAGUGACGAGUUGGCGGUUCAGGAAAAAACUGGGAGAAGUGUUGACAAACUAAUGAAUAGCCAUCCUUUAUGGCCAGCUUAGUGGUUAUGGAUGCCCCGACUUGGGCUGCGCAUUUUGCAAAGGAGUCUGCCCGUUCAUUAGCAGGAAUACCAAUAUGUGAGGGAGUCCAAAUAAAGAAUGUGAGUCGUCUGUGGGGACUGUGAUUUUGGUUCCUGUUAAUAAACUGUUUGUUGCAAAUGGAAGCAGUGACUGCUGGAAACUUUUUAAUACAUUUAAGCCUUCUGUGCUAUUAAGAGAUAGAAAUUAUCUUGGCUGAAGGUGGGCUUGGAAGGCGAUAUUUGGAUUGGAUCGGCAAUGGCAUGACGUAUUUGAAUUCUGGGUGAAGCAACUUGGCUAUAUUUUGUUUUUGUAACUAUUUUGUUUAUUUCUUCAUAAACACUUCUUUUUGGUGCACUGUUUUUUAUUAGAGGGGGGAAUGCAUUAUUGUAUUUUUCUUCUGAGAGAAUUUGGAAACGAUUUUGUGUUUCAGGGUACUCAUGAACAACUUCAUUUCUUGACAGAUUGGAGAGGGCCAUGAUACUCCUUAUAUUUUUUUCGGAUUUCCAUUUUGGGCAUUUAUUGGAAUCUGUAGCGAAAUGAUCAAUACUGCUGCAUAGGAUGCAACGCGGGGAGCUGCAUAUAUCUUUGCAUGUAGUACUUGAGCGACAAUCUUGACAUUUUUGUUCCUUUGGACAGUUAUUGGGACAAAUCAUAGUUUUACCGCAACUUAAACAUUUUUUCAUUGACCUGCAACGAAUAGCUAUGUGUCCUAGACGUCCACAGUUCAAGCAGAGACGUACUAGUGGCACAUACAGUUCCGUAAUAUUAAUUUUUUGGAAUUUGGCAUAAAGGUGCAAUUCGCAAUUUUUCCUCCUUGUGCUUAUUGGAGUUUCUGAAGAAACUAGAACAAAAAAAGGGCCAGGAUGAUACGUUGGAUACAAAAUUGAUUCUUUGUUUAGAGAAUUCUAGUUGUAUUCAUCUUCAUUUUCAUUGUUAGUAGGUAGUUGUGCGUUUGCAUUAGUGUUAACAGUCUUAACUGGGGAUCCAUAAUUGUUUUUAAAGGCUUUUGUUUCUUUGGCAGUACUGCUGGCUUUUCUUUUGUUUUGCUCCCCCGGUGGAGGAGGUGGCGGAGGAGGAGGUUCCCCUACUCCCCCCAUUUUAAAUUCUUUAAAAUUAUCUUUUUAAUUUAAAGAUGAUGUAAAACACUUGUUUUAAAUUAAAAACAAGAACCGAAGAAAAUUGUAAGUGUGUGCGUGUUUGCAGGUUUUGGUUUGUUGUUGUUGAUAAUAAAGUUGAGCGACCAGCGCGAGAAAGUAGUCUAAUGUCAACAAAAGUUGAAGAGCGAAUUUUUUUAUCGCAUUUCUGCUAAUUUUCCGUUCCCUUAUUUUUUGAGCAAACCUAAAUGAGAAUGACAUUUCGAACUGUUCUCUCUUCUGCUAGUUUUACUACUAAAAAAGUACUGGAACACAACUAAUGUUGUUAUUGUAAAAUAUUAGUUGUUGUAGUUGAUGCCUUAUAAAUACACCUUGGUAUUACUAUAGUAUCAAAUCAGCUGGGACUUGCUGUUGCCUGUAAUGCAAGCCACACACUAUACAACUGGUUGUACAACAUGGAGAGUACUCAAAUUGCGUGUUUCGGUCACAAACGAUACAACUUAGUGUACAACCUCUUUGUACAACUUCACUUUUCAUAGAGUUUGUUUGAGUUAAGAUGACACCGGAAAAAAUGCAUGCUCUAUAAUUCACUCAAUAGCUUUUAUUUAUUAUUAAUGUUUCAAAUUAUAUUUUAUAAAUUGAAAUUCCAUUUUACAUACACAUUAAAAUCACACCUUUGAUUGGAUUUCGUAUUGUUUUGAUGUGCAAAACAAUGGUGUUGCCUCUUCAAAAAUAAACACAAAAUGAAAUUGUAUGCGACAUGCCCACAAACGUUACAAUCGGUCAUGUCAAAUAUCAAAAAAUUUAGAUUUUUUAUACAACCGAGACACAACUUCGUACAACCGGUCCACAAACAAUAUAAUCUUGAGUGCAACCAUGGUACAAUGAAAAGAAGGUAGGUCAACUUUGAAAAAAUUGCAAGUAUAGAGGUCUACCUAUUUGGCUUGUAAUGUCAAAAUUAGUAUCAAAACAAUAAAAAAAUCAAACAACUUGUUGCAUUUAUUUUGAAUAAAUAAUUGAAAACCGCGAUAACUGAAUGAAAGGUCAACACUUCUUAUCAAAAUCAUGUACUAUAUAUCUGUUAAGGAUUAUUUCGCUACAAAUACUCUAGAUUUUGUCGAAGCAUACCUUGAAAUAAACAUUUUGAAAACAUCCGAAUUCCAAUAUUUUCUGAACAAUUUUUUUGUUAUUGAAAAGAAAGCACAUACAUAGACAAAUAAAGUGACAUAUUAAGCCAAGAAAAUAAAAAAAAAAAAUUAAAAUCAUAUGGUAUCAUAGCCCUACCUUGAUAUCAUUGUACCAUGAGUACAACCUCUCCAAGUUGUACAACCACAUGGUAGAAGAAUAUAGGUAGACUCGUCGACACAGCUGCUUGGACAAUGAACUGUCAAACUAAUUUUGGAAUUGAAAAUGUUGAAUGAAAAAUUAUUUGAAUUUGUAAAAAUUGUUGAAAAACGCGAAUUAUAAUAGCCUCCGAAUGACGUAGUAUAAGAAAGUAUAUAAAAAUCUACUUAUAUUUGAAAAACCCAUUUAAGUUUUUUUGACAUAUCAAUGCUUCCAAGCGUUGAUGCAUCUACCUGUAUUCUUCUGCCAAGUACAACCAGUUGUAUUGUGUGUGGCUUACAAAAAUUUUUUGAUAUUUGACAUGUUGUACCAACCGAUUUUAACAUUUGUGGGCAUGUCGCAUACAAUUUCAUUUUGCGUUUAUUUUUGAAGAGGCAACACCAUUGUUUCGCACAUCAAAACAAUACGAAAUCCAAUCAAAUGUAUGAUUUAAAUGUACCCAUGGUACAAUGAAUACAAGGUAGGCUAACUUUGAAAAGAUUGCAAGUAUUGAGGUCUACCCAUGGUACAAUAAGGAGGAAGAACAGCUUUGUAAAACUAGAGAAAUACAGCCCUGAGGCUAUGCCCGCUUCCUGUCAGAAUUAUUCAAAAUUAUAUGCAACAAUUUGUUUUCAUUUAUUUAAUAUUAUUUGUUUAUUUUUAAAAUGAGUCAAAUAGCGCAAAAAAUGACUGAAAAGUCUGGAUGUUACCUCACAAAUAUGAUCCUAAGUGUUCAAUCUUCCAAUUCGAUGGUAAAUCUGGUUAAUGUGGCGUUUCCACUGCACUUGAUUCGCUCUCUAUUCGUUUUUGGCCCUUAGCUAUGAAAAAACUAUCUAAUUCUUCACACAAAAUUUCCUGAGCGAACACUCAUAUUUGUACGUUGUUCAAAUCAAAUCACUCUCAGAACAACAAAAAAAUAUGUCCCAUCCCUAACAAAUGAGAGCAUUUAUCGAAAAAAUAAAUUGUGACAUUUAAAAAUUAAAAAUAGGAAAAUUUAAUGAAAUUUUAAAAUUUUUUGGGAAGACUGAAAAUUAUGAAUGAAAACUACAAUGUUGAAUGGCGUAUGUACAUUCAAACGAAAGUACAUUUUGUUUUCUCUCUCAUCCGAGGUGCGAAUUUUGUCCACGAGUUGAAAUUUCCACAGAAAACUGGAAACAAAAGAUGCAAUAUUUUCAAAAUGUUUGUGUAGGCAGAAAAAAAGUUUAAUAAGUGUCUCUCCAGCAGAAUUUGAAAAUAGAAAAAUACUAACAUAUGUCCAAAAUGUCAACAUUUACACAAAAAGUUGAAAACAUGAAUGAAAAUUGUAAAAUUAAUGAUAUAAUAAAUUUUGGAAGGAAAACAAUAAUUCUUCUAUUCAUAUUAGUGUGAAUUUAUUGUAUUUUCGUAUAAAUUCCCAUUUAAAUUAAACAAACAAAAUUUUUGAAAAAAGGAAUUAUUUUAUUAUGAAUUACGAAUCGUGCCGUAUGAACGGGUUAUUUCGUGUACGUGAUUCUGAGAGCAAACAACGUCAUUCAAUUUAUCGUGUGAACAUGCUAUAAUAUCAUCAUUGAUUUUAAAAAUAUUUUGUCUUAAUUUUUCAAAACAGUAAAUACAAAAUGGGCAGAAGUCGGGCACACUUGAAAAACAAAAAAAUUUAAUCCGCUGUUAGCUCGACCUUACCUUUUUAUUGUAUUGUGGGUCUACCUAUUUAGCUUGUAAUGUCAACAUUACUAUCAAAAAACUGUAGAUUUUGUCGAUGCAUACAAUAAUGCAAUAAGCAUUUUAAAAACAACCGAAUUUGAAUAUUUUCUGAACAUUUUUUAUUAUUAAAAAAAAAAUCAAAUAAAAAAUUAAAAUCUUAUUUUUUUGUACCAUGGUUGCUACCUGAUAUUUCUAACAUGGUAUCGGUACUAUCAAUAAUGCCAUCGAUUGUUCGCCAUCUCUGUGGUAUCGCUUCCUGGUUUGGCGCCUUAAAAUUAACAAGAAUUCGAGAAUAUCUGAAUGUUAUAAAUUGAAUUAAUUUUUCGUAAUGUCCACAAAUAAUGUUACGUCUAAGAAAUGUUUGCCAAUGUCGAAGAAGUACGACCGUAUAGUCCUCUUGGUUGAUAUGGAUUGUUUUUAUUGUCAAGUGGAAGAAAAAUUAAACCCUUCUUUAAAGGGUAAGCCCAUGGCUGUUGUUCAAUAUAAUGCGUGGAAAGGAGGCGGUAUAAUAGCAGUAAAUUAUGCAGCCCGUGCAAAAGGUGUUACACGUCACAUGAGGGGUGAAGAAGCCAAAGUACAAUGUCCCGAAAUUGAACUAAUUUCUGUUCCCAGUGUUCGGGAGAAGGCGGAUUUGACAAAAUAUCGCGAUGCUGGCAAGGAUGUUGCGAUCGUAUUACAACGUUUCACAACUGUGCUUCAAAGAGCAUCUGUAGACGAAGCAUACCUUGAUAUAACAGAUGUUGUAAACAAACGCUUUGCGGCCAUGAACGAUGGGACUUUUAUAUUGAAACCACAGGAAUUAUUAAAUACAUAUGCCGUUGGUUUCCCAUCCAUAGGCAAUUUUGUCACAACUGUUACCAACGACUUUUUAUAUCCCCAGCCACAUGAAAAAAUGUACAAAAAUUUUUCUGAAGAAGAUAUACCAACGGUACGAAGAAGUAAUAUACGGCUAUUAGUUGCCGCUUCCAUUGCAAGCGAAAUUCGGUCAGCUGUAUUUAAAGAAACGGGAUACGAAUGUUCAGCUGGAAUUUCACUAAAUAAAGUUUUAGCAAAAUUGGCUUGUGGCCUGAACAAGCCCAAUAAACAAACAAUCCUACCCCUCACGCAUGUCAAUGAAUUAUUUUCUACACUGCCGCUUUCCAAAAUACAAGGUCUUGGCGCAAAAUUUGGUGAAGAUGUAUGCCAACAACUAGGCAUUCGAUAUGUUGGUCAGUUACAAACAUUCACUGAAGCAGAGUUGCAGCGAAAAUUCGAUGAUAAAAAUGGUACAUGGUUAUAUAAUAUUUGCCGAGGAAUUGAUUUAGAAAUAGUAACACCAAGAUUCUACGCAAAAAGCAUUGGCUGUUGUAAAAAAUUUCCUGGAAGAAAUUGUAUUACAGGCGUUAAGACUUUGCAUCACUGGCUGAUGGAACUGGCUAAUGAAAUAAGUGAGCGUUUGAAAGAAGAUAUUGUACAAAACAAUCGUUGCGCAAAACAUAUGGUUUUCAACUUUGUUCAAGAAAUUAGCAAUGUAGACAUAUCCAGUUCCCGAUCAGCUCCAUUAAAAUCCUACGAAGCUGACAUUAUCGCAGGAACAUGCAUGGAAUUAAUAAAAGCAAAUACAAAAGUAUUUUUUCGGCCUGGUUCCAAUGGUGCUAUCAAUAAUCCGAUAAAGUUUUUAGGUAUAUCUGCUGGGAAAUUUGAAACACUUUCUUCAAAAUCUGGAACAAUUCAAACUAUGUUCGCACAACAGACUGCUAAACUGCAAAAACUUGCAAAUGAAAAUAUUUCAUCAACUAUAAAUUCCGAAAACGUAGAAACUGUCAAUCCACUGAUGAAAAGCAAAGAUAUGGAUCUCAAAGUGUGUAAAAAAGCCGUAACUGAGCCUAACAAUACUGUUGAAAAACUGUUCAAAAAUCAAUCUGAAAGGAAGAAACAAAUCAUAGACGGUGACCGCUCAGCUUUGACAUCACAAGUCCAUAUAGAGGGAUCCGAUAUACCAUAUGACAAAAAAGAUAUUGACAAACUUCCAGUUGAAUAUUCAAAAGAAAUGUCGGAAUGUGUAAUUGAUGAUUAUAAGUACAUUAAUCCAGAACACAAAGACGUAUGCCCUCCCAAUAAUAACGACACAAUAAAGACCAUAAAUAAUUGUAGGACAUUGGCAAGUUCGCAGCUGGCUGCGAUGUCACAAGUACAUCCUGGUAUCGUCUGUGAUGCUGCAUACUUUAUUCUGUGCAAGGAAUCCAAUGUAGUAAAGGAUAGAAUGAAAAACGAAGAUGAGAAACAGUAUUCAGAAAAUAUAUGUGAUAGAUUAAAAAAUGAAAACUCCAUUACUCCCCAAAAAAGCAUUACUCAUUUGUUUGAUAAACAAUCAACUCUUUCAAAUUCAAUUUCAGAUAUUGCUGAUAAUUUAAAUAUUUCUGCAUAUCAUGAUAAAUCAAAGCACUUUGAGAAUAGUGGACUUAGCAUCAUAAAAAAUAUUAGAUCCAAUAAAUCCGAUUACUUGGGAAGCGCAAAACUACAAUUUACCGAAAUUUCGAAGCCAGUAGAGGAUAAUACUGUGGCGUAUAGGUGGUCUUCAGUAAAAAAUGAAGUAUGCAAAGACAUAAAUAAAGUUGAAAGUGUAAAUAAUACUAAUAUCAAUAAUAACAGUUCUGACUGUAAAAACAAUAUAAAUUUGGAACAAGGUUUCUCCGAUAAUACACUUGAAAAUAUGAAUCACACACAAAUCAUUACCGAUAAGGAGCAAGUCAAUGAUAAUUGUGAAUUGGAGCAAUUAAUUCAAGAUUUGAAAACUAUUCAAAAUGAAUCAAAAACAAGUUCUGAACAACCUAAUAAGAAAAGAAAGCUUGACGACAUUUCUGACAAUUUUAAAUCAAAGGAUUAUCGAUCUGAAUAUGUCGAAUUUGCUCUGCCCACAUUUAAUACGGAAUUGGAGUUAUACAUUAAAUGUGAUAAAUGUGGUGCAAACAUCUUUAACAAUCCAGAAGCCAUUCAAACUCAUAACGACCACCACUUUGCCCAUGAAAUAAGCCAACAACAACGUCAUGAAUAUAGGGAACAUUUGCGAAUGAAAAUUAGCUCAGCUAAAUCCCCAACCAAUAACAUAAAAACAAAAGCAAAAAAGUUAUUUAAAAAAAUUAAUGUCAAACAAUCGUGGAGCACAGAUAUAACUAAAUUCCUAAAACCAUCUACUCUAACAGUUUCCGAACAAAAAGCAAUAAAUGAAAGUGCAUCAAGCGAAAGUUUCGUAGAGUUUUGUAAUAUUUGCAAAGACCAAAUAAAAGGUGAGGACAUGACGGAACACAGAGAUUAUCAUCUAGCCAAAGAAUUGCAGAAAGAAUUAAACAAGUUAGAUGUUCCUAAAGUAAAUUCCGUCAAACCCAAAUCGAAUACCCAUAAGAACCUAAACUCGUCGUUAACUCUACGCAAACCCAACGUUAUUUCAAAACCCAUAACAGCUUUUUUUACACAACCUAAUGAUAUAUAAGAAGCCGUAGGCAGUUCUUACAAGUUUGAAAUGUAUUCAUAUGUAAAUUGAAAUUGAAUAAGUACCUAUUUACAAUCAUUUUCAUCAAAACGAUCUCAACUGACUACUUUUUGAUAUUUUUCUAAUAAAUAAAUUUAACGUUCAUUUACAA
Musca domestica (house fly) is the source of this 8150-nucleotide messenger RNA. RefSeq names its product DNA polymerase eta (gene DNApol-eta). Gene Ontology annotation, molecular function: DNA-directed DNA polymerase activity; damaged DNA binding. The transcript has 10 exons. The record is from RefSeq and is a predicted model, not a curated record. The coding region runs from base 4859 to 7999 and encodes 1046 amino acids. Gene Ontology annotation, cellular component: replication fork; site of double-strand break; nucleus. NCBI's taxonomy places the organism in Eukaryota, Metazoa, Arthropoda, Insecta, Diptera, Muscidae. Gene Ontology annotation, biological process: error-prone translesion synthesis; response to radiation.